CCGCGCGGUGCCCGCAGGACCCCGAGGGGCAGCCCAAGAAGGCGGCGAUCCGGGACAACGGGGACGGCACCUACACGGUGUCCUACGUGCCCGACCUGCCGGGGCGCUACACCAUCACCAUCAAGUACGGCGGGGACGAGAUCCCCUGCUCGCCCUUCCGCAUCCACGCCGUGCCCUCCGGCGACGCCAGCAAGUGCCUCGUCACAGUAUCCAUUGGGGGCCACGGACUGGGUGCCUGCCUGGGCCCCACCAUCCAGAUCGGGGAGGAGACGGUGAUCACGGUGGACGCCAAGGCGGCCGGGCAGGGGAAGGUGACCUGCAAGGUGUCGACGCCCGACGGGGCCGAGCUGGACGUGGACGUGGUGGAGAACCACGACGGCACCUUCGACAUCUACUACACCGCCCCCGAGCCCGGCAAAUACGUCAUCACCAUCCGCUUCGGGGGCGAGCACGUCCCCAACAGCCCCUUCCACGUCCUGGCCACGGAGGAGCCCCCCGCCACCGCCGAGAGCCUUCGUCCCUUCAACCUCGUCAUCCCCUUCACCGUGCAGAAGGGCGAGAUCACAGGUGAGGUGCGGAUGCCCUCGGGGAAGACGGCGCGUCCCAACAUCACGGACAACAAGGACGGGACGGUGACGGUGCGCUACGCCCCCACCGAGAAGGGGCUGCACGAGAUGGACAUCCGCUACGAUGGCAACCACAUCCCCGGGAGCCCCCUCCAGUUCUACGUGGAUGCCAUCAACCCGCGGCACGUCAGCGCCUACGGGCCGGGGCUGAGCCAUGGCAUGGUCAACAAGCCCUGCACCUUCACCAUUGUCACCAAGGACGCUGGGGAGGGUGGGCUCUCGCUGGCGGUGGAGGGCCCCUCCAAGGCAGAGAUCACCUGCAAGGAUAACAAGGACGGGACCUGCACCGUGUCCUACCUGCCCACGGCGCCCGGGGACUACAACAUCAUCGUCCGCUUCGACGACAAGCACAUCCCGGGCAGCCCCUUCACCGCCAAGAUCACCGGGGACGACUCGAUGCGGACGUCCCAGCUGAACGUGGGCACCUCGACGGACGUCUCGCUGAAGAUCACGGAGACGGACCUGAGCCUGCUGACCGCCAGCAUCCGGGCGCCCUCGGGCAACGAGGAGCCCUGCCUGCUCAAGAGGCUGCCCAACCGCCACAUCGGCAUCUCCUUCACGCCCAAGGAGGUGGGCGAGCACGUGGUGAGCGUGAAGAAGAGCGGGCAGCACGUCACCAACAGCCCCUUCAAGAUCCUGGUGGGGCAGUCGGAGAUCGGGGACGCCAGCCGGGUGAAGGUGUGGGGCAAGGGGCUGGUGGAGGGACACACCUUCGAGGUGGCCGAGUUCAUCGUGGACACGCGUAGCGCUGGCUACGGCGGGCUGGGCCUGUCCAUCGAGGGCCCCAGCAAGGUGGACAUCAACUGCGAGGACGUGGAGGACGGCACCUGCAAGGUCACCUACUGCCCCACCGAGCCCGGCAACUACAUCAUCAACAUCAAGUUCGCCGACAAGCACGUCCCAGGGAGCCCCUUCACGGUGAAGGUGACGGGCGAGGGGCGCAUGAAGGAGAGCAUCACGCGCCGGCGCCAGGCCCCCUCCAUCGCCACCAUCGGCAGCACCUGUGACCUCAACCUCAAGAUCCCAGGGAACUGGUUCCAGAUGGUGUCGGCGCAGGAGCGCCUGACGCGCACCUUCACGCGGAGCAGCCACACCUACACGCGCACCGAGCGCACCGAGAUCAGCAAGACGCGCGGCGGCGAGACCAAGCGGGAGGUGCGGGUGGAGGAGUCCACGCAGGUCGGCGGCGACCCCUUCCCCAACGUCUUCGGGGACUUCCUGGGCCGCGAGGGCCUGGGCGCCUUUGGCAGCAUCGCCCGCGGCCAGGAGGGUGCGUGCGGGGCGUGCGUGUGCCGGGGCGUUGCGUGUGCCUGCCCCAGGGCUUGGUGCACGGGAUGGGGGCUGCUUGUGCGAGGGAUGGGGGCACGGGGACCUGGGGGCGCGUGCGAGGGCUGGGUGCGCUUGUAG
Messenger RNA from Oxyura jamaicensis (ruddy duck), 2033 nucleotides. RefSeq names its product filamin-C-like. The record is from RefSeq and is a predicted model, not a curated record. NCBI's taxonomy places the organism in Eukaryota, Metazoa, Chordata, Aves, Anseriformes, Anatidae. The transcript is spliced from 12 exons. Gene Ontology annotation, molecular function: actin filament binding. The annotation marks the transcript as partial. Gene Ontology annotation, biological process: actin cytoskeleton organization.